AUGAUUCUUCUUUCAAUUCUAUUUCAAUUUGGCAUAGCCUGGUUGCUUCUAACGGAUUUAAAUGGAAUGAAAUCUGGUAGUAGUAACACUAUUACCAAAGAAAUGGGAAAGAAAAGAGCUUUGGUUAUUGCUCCCAACUUUCUUGAAGUUCAUUUUAAAAUGCUCAGUGUCUUCGCCAAUGUGCUGACCGAAAAGUUUAAUGUGCACUUUCUAAUUCUGAACACCAAAAAUGUAAAAGUUGGAAAAAAUUUCAAUUAUGGAAUUGAUACUGAAAAUUUUACACAUGGAGACGGAAGAAAUAAAGAAGGCGGAAAUACAUAUCAAAUUAUGAGUAUUUCAAAUGAAUAUCCCAAAAAAUUGGACGAAGGCGUAAAUAGUCUAGAGAAUAAAUUCUUAAAGAGAGGAUUUGAACAGAACAGUCAAAUUCUCACAAAUGAAGCCUACACCGUGUUUGAAGAUUUGUUCAAUAAAAAACAACAUCUUAUUUAUGACCUGCAGGAUGCAGAGUUCGAUUUGGGAUUUUUUGACACUUGGGACACAGGAGCUCUAUUUAUUUUCCACGAAGCAGGAAUUAAAAAUGUUUUUGGCAUUAACAACACCCAACUUAAUGCUUACCAAUUUAAAUAUGCUGGGAAGGAGUUUCCAAAAAAUGUUCCAGAAAUUUAUUCGGCCCGAAUAGGCGAUAAUGAAUUAUUUAAUCCUAACCGACUUAUUAUUACCUAUGCAAUGGAAGGAAGACAAAAACAAAUACUUGAAGAAUAUGAAAAAAGUUUAGAAAUCUUCUCAUCUGUUCAUAAACAAUUGGUUAAUUAA
This is a messenger RNA of Meloidogyne enterolobii, 813 nucleotides long. The record is from the annotation of a GenBank genome assembly. NCBI's taxonomy places the organism in Eukaryota, Metazoa, Nematoda, Chromadorea, Rhabditida, Meloidogynidae.